Messenger RNA from Hevea brasiliensis (rubber tree), 973 nucleotides. RefSeq lists its product as uncharacterized. Bases 144 to 644 code for a protein of 166 amino acids. The record is from RefSeq and is a predicted model, not a curated record. The transcript has a single exon. NCBI's taxonomy places the organism in Eukaryota, Viridiplantae, Streptophyta, Magnoliopsida, Malpighiales, Euphorbiaceae.
UUCUCUUCUUCUCUGAUCGUUCUCUUCUGUGUUUUUAAGGUUUAAUUCUUAGUUUUCACCAAUAUUGAUUAUCAAAUUACUUGAGUUUUUAAGGUUUAAUUUUUCAUGGGUUCUUUGGCUUAUGCUGUUAUGGGGUUUUUGUGAUGAAUCUAUCCAUAUAUAAGGAAGAUAGAAACAACUGCGCUAGGGUUUGCGUAUCCUUUGUAUUGAUGGUUUCCUCUAUGUUUACUAUCAUCUGUAUUCUGCAUUCUACAGUUGCAAUAGCAUGUGGCUCCUCAAUAAUGUUCUAUCUUAAGGACAUCUCUGUUCUUGGUCAUGGCACUGAGACAGCUCAAAAGCUUUUAGGUUCAACCCCACAUGAUCAAUUACUGAUCCAAAUAUCCAAUUCCUUUGCGGGUUUGCUUCUGUUUGUAAUUGGGUUUUUAGUGUUCAUGGUAGCAUUUGUGAAGGAUAAAGAGUUUCAAAGCUUUUUUGCUAAAGGGUGUGUGCUUCUCCAUGUAGCAAUGGCUCUUUGGAGGUUUUACUUUGAGCGGAGGCUUGAGGAUUUGGCUUGGCAUUGGCCAAAGCAGGUGAUUGGAGAUCUUUUGCUGGCACUUUCUUGGGUGUUCUUUCUGGUGUAUACUUGGAGGGAAAAGUAUGAUUAGUCUGAAGAAGAACUGGAACUAAAUCAUUUGGAGCAACAUUGGAUUUUGAGAGCUGUCACUGAUGAAUGUAGGUGUGGAUCACAGCUUUUAAGUUCAAAUGGGAUUAAAUUAAUUAAGAAUUUUCUCAGUUCUUGCAAGAAGCAUCUCAAUGUGGGAAAUUUUGCUGAUUGCCACUGUAGAUUUUUCCAUCCAUAUUUUCACUUGGUUUGGAUUACUGUUAUGGAUCAUAGCAGGAGAAAAAUUCUAGGGAUUUCUUGUUAUCAGUUUUGUUUCAAAACCUUGUGUAAGAGUACUUAAUUGUAUUACAAUAAAUUUUACAUUUUGGAACA